Trametes versicolor FP-101664 SS1 is the source of this 846-nucleotide messenger RNA. RefSeq lists its product as uncharacterized. The record is from RefSeq and is a predicted model, not a curated record. Bases 1 to 846 code for a protein of 281 amino acids. Lineage: Eukaryota; Fungi; Basidiomycota; Agaricomycetes; Polyporales; Polyporaceae. The transcript has a single exon. Gene Ontology annotation, molecular function: protein binding.
AUGUACUCUCCAGUGUUCAACUAUCUUGACGGUGACUUCAUCCUGCGCUCCGAUUGUCCCUACGAUGAUAAACUCGUCUGCUCUUCGAAAUCGGUGGACUUCCGCAUCCACCACUGCAUUCUGUCAGCCGCAUCCCAACUCUUCGAGGGGAUGCUGUCCCUCCCACAACCAGAGUCCGCCAGCGACACCAUAAUCCCCAUCAUACCGUUCCCGGAGCCGGCCUCGGUCCUGGAGACCCUCCUACGCUAUAUCUACCCAGUGGAGGCUCCAGUGAUUCGAAGCUUGGAGCAGCUCGCCCCCGCGCUCGAGGCCGCCCGGAAGUACGACUUCGCGGUUGCCAUCGAAGGCCUUCGUCGCCGCCUUAUUGCGCCCGAGUUCUUGGAAGCAUAUCCGCUCCGAGUCUACGGGCUUGCCACCCAAUACGAGCUCGCCGAAGAAGCUGCGAUCGCGUCCAGAGCGCUGCUGAACACCCCACUCUCCGCCCAAGAGCCACAUGAAGACCUGAAGCACAUCACCGCGUACGACUACCACCGACUCGUCGUCCUCCGCGAGAUGCGCGCCCGUGCUGCGAUCGCGCUCCUCACGCCUCCUCGCGAUUUGAAGUGCAUGCAGUGCAACGGGCGGUGGGACAAGGCGCGCGAGCCGCCACGGUGGUGGGCGGACUACCGAGAGCGGGCGAAGGAGGAGCUGCGCGUGCGGCCGACGUCCGCCGUCAUCUUCACGCUACCAUUCCUGCAGCAAUCAGCCCAGGUGGGGUGUACGGGUUGUGCGGCGAGCAUCCUGUGUUCGUCGUGGUUCUUCGCGCAGCUUCGACAGAACAUAGACGACCUUCCCGCGACCAUCUAG